CGGCGUCCAGCAAAACACCAAGCAGUCGGAGCUUUCCAGAAAGGCUUUAUUACGUGCAAGCUUAUACUUCAUGGCUCUCUAGCCUUGGCUCUAAUAGCGCUUGCCGGAGAUGUUGAACUCAACCCUGGAUAUAGGAGUUUGGAGGAUGUUAGGAGUUCACGAGGAUUGAGGCUUGCUCAUCUAAAUAUUCGAAGCUUGAGGAACAAAUCAGACUCGCUGCGCCUGGAGGGUUUGGAUAACAGAACGAUCGAUAUUCUUACACUCAGUGAGACUUGGCUGGAUGACUGCUAUGAAGACUCUCAUGUUAUUAUUCCAGGAUAUAAUUGCAUUCGCCUGGAUAGGUCUGGAGCCAAAGAAGGUUUUGGUGGAGUAGCAAUCUAU
Molecule: messenger RNA, 381 nt
Organism: Porites evermanni
Lineage: Eukaryota; Metazoa; Cnidaria; Anthozoa; Scleractinia; Poritidae
Source: the annotation of a GenBank genome assembly